Molecule: messenger RNA, 951 nt
Organism: Vitis riparia (riverbank grape)
Lineage: Eukaryota; Viridiplantae; Streptophyta; Magnoliopsida; Vitales; Vitaceae
Product: glutathione S-transferase zeta class-like
Exons: 11
Coding region: 105-755 (216 amino acids)
Biological process (GO): L-phenylalanine catabolic process; glutathione metabolic process
Cellular component (GO): cytoplasm
Molecular function (GO): maleylacetoacetate isomerase activity; glutathione transferase activity
Source: RefSeq, a predicted model, not a curated record
UAAAUUAUAAUUCUCCAUAUUAAUACUGUUUGCGGAGGUAGAGGAGAUGGCAGUGAGCAGUGAGCAGUGAGCGGUGUUCUGUGUUUUUCCAUCAAACUGCAACAAUGGAGGAGACUCAGCUGAAGCUGUAUUCUUAUUGGCGGAGUUCCUGCUCCUGUCGUGUUCGAAUUGCCCUCAACUUGAAACGGCUGAAAUACGAGUACAAAGCAGUGAACUUGGUGAAAGGAGAGCAGUUCAGUCCAGAGUUUUCAAAGCUGAAUCCUCUCAAAUUUGUGCCGGCACUAGUGGAUGGGGACAUAGUAGUUGCUGAUUCUUUUGCCAUUUUGAUGUAUUUGGAAGAGAAGUAUCCUCAACAUCCAUUGUUGCCUCAGGAUCUACAUAAAAGAGCUAUCAAUUACCAGGCUGCCAAUAUUGUUUCUGCAAACAUACAGCCACUUCAGAAUUUGGUUGUACUGAAAUAUAUUGAGGAAAAGUGUGGUAGUGGUGAGAGGCUCACAUGGGUCAAACAUCAUAUUGAAAAAGGCUUUGCAGCCUUGGAGAAGCUAUUAAAAGAUCAUGCUGGAAAAUAUGCGACUGGAGAUGAAGUUUUCCUGGCUGAUUUGUUUCUAGCACCCCAGAUUCAUGCUGCACUUAAACGGUUCAAAAUGGACAUGACUGAAUUCCCCCUUUUAUUAAAGUUGAAUGACGCAUACAAUGAAUUGCCAGCAUUCCAAGAUGCUAUGCCAGAAAAACAGCCCGACUACGUCCCAUCAUAGGUCCAAGGCAGAUCUUGUGCCCAAGGAAUCUCAAUAAGGGCUGGGCCGCCAUUUCAUGGGGUGGAACAUUGUGGUUAAGUGAAUAUAAAUAAUUGAUAAUCAUCAUGAACUGUUGUGAUUAUAUAGUAUGUAUGUCCAGAGUUUCCAAGGACUGGGAUUUCUUGAUUUCAAAUGAAUAAGUUCCUGUUUGCUUUAA